Trichoplax adhaerens is the source of this 1659-nucleotide messenger RNA. RefSeq lists its product as uncharacterized. Gene Ontology annotation, molecular function: CoA-ligase activity. Bases 31 to 1467 code for a protein of 478 amino acids. The transcript is spliced from 7 exons. NCBI's taxonomy places the organism in Eukaryota, Metazoa, Placozoa, Uniplacotomia, Trichoplacea, Trichoplacidae. The record is from RefSeq and is a predicted model, not a curated record.
CUCUCCGAUAAGUCCUAUACAUUACAACAGAUGUAUGAAUUAUCCAGACGGGCAUCUUGUGCUUUACGAAAGCAUGGUCUUCGUAAAGGCGAUGUUUUAGCAAUCAUUAGUCCAAAUACCCUAGAUUAUCCAAUUAUCCAGCUAGCUGCAAUGGCUAUAGGUGCUACUAUUACAGCUUUCAAUCCUUUGUCGACACCUAAGGAAAUAUCCUAUUUGCUAAAUGAUUCUGGAGCAAGAUUUGUAAUUUUGCAUCCAUUUGUGAUUAAAAACUACGAGGCAGCGGAAAAUAAAGGCGUUGAUGAGAAAUUCGUUUUUGGAAAUGUCGACGGAUACACUUCCAUCUCCAGCUUUUAUGAGGAAGAUGACUCCACAUUUAUGGUCGAUGAAACUAUUGAUGUUAAAGAAGAUGUUGCAAUGAUGUUUUAUUCAAGUGGUACUACAGGCUUACCUAAAGGAGUCAUGCUUUCCCAUCGCAACAUUAACUCAAUCUUCGGAAUGGCUGAUGUUAUAAAUGAAUUGCAUCCUAUUUUCUUUGUGGGAAAAGUUUGUUUUGGUCUCUUACCGUUCUACCAUAUUUAUGGUAGUAUCCUAGUACUAUUUUUGCGCAUGGUAACCAGUAAAAAGCUAAUUAUUGUACCUCGAUUCGAUCCUGAAGGUUUUCUUGCUGCUAUUCAGAAAUAUAAAAUUGAAAUGCUCAAUCUAGUACCACCGCUCAUAAAUUUCCUCGCUAAAAGUCCAUUAGUCGAUAACUUUGAUUUGUCUAGCGUAUCAAGUGUCUUUAGCGGAGGAGCAAGUUUAUCUCCUGAAGUUGGUCAACUAGCAGCGAGUCGGCUAAAUUUACAACUGAUAUAUCAAGGUUUUGGAAUGACUGAAACAACCGGUGCAUGCCACUUUCCUCCACCAGGUAAACGGAUAGAUACCAUAGGGUAUCCUUUACCCAGUAUGGAAUGUAAGAUUGUCGAUAGUGAAAGUAAAAAAUUAAUGGGACCAAAUGAAGUUGGCGAAUUGCGUGUUAGAGGUCCAAAUGUCAUGUUAGGCUAUUGGAAAAAACCUAAAGAAACUUCUGAAACAAUGGAUGAAGAUGGCUUCUUGAGAACUGGUGACAUCGGCUACUAUGAUGAUGAGGGAUUAUUCUAUUUAGUAGAUAGAAUUAAGGAACUUAUCAAGUAUAAGGGAUAUCAAGUUGCUCCGGCUGAAUUAGAGGCAAUUCUAAAUGGACAUCCAGCAGUACUUGAAUCAGCUGUUAUUGGUGUUAAAAAUGAAGAAGCUGGAGAAUUACCAAGAGCUAUAAUAGUAAAGAGGCCAAAUCAAGAUGUCACAGCUGAAGAUCUAAUCACUUACGUUAAUGAAAAAGUUUCACCUCAAAAGAAAUUGAGAGGUGGCGUCAUUUUUGUUGCUGAUGUUCCAAAAUUGCCAAGUGGAAAAAUACUACGCCGAGCUCUACGUGAACAGUACGGAAAGGCUUAGUAUCGAAAUGCGUCGCUAUAACCCAUCGUAGCUUAUGGCACUUUAAUAUGGACCAAUUUUAGAAAUAUUGUUUGCUAAUUUUAUUAUUAUUUUAUUUUCUUCUAUCGUAAUUGCCAAGCUUUCGUGUGUUGUUGUAACGAAGUUUUUAACAGUAAAGUACACCAUAUUAAACUAAUAAAAGAUAGCUACAGU